CCAGGCACGAUACACACUUGAACCAUAUUAAGUUAAGCAGACCAAUAUAUUGGAUAUUGUUGUCCAACUGGAUGCUACUGAUCUAACAAAAGAAGAAGUUGAGAAGGAUGAGUUGAAGCACAUCAAGAUUUUCUCUGUUGUGGUAGCUUGACUGUACAGAUUUCCAGCAUUUCUUGUCUGAGUGGUUUAUACUGUUAACGAUGCAGUUCCAUAAUGGCUUGGCUGCCACCAAGCCAUUAUGCAUUUAGAAAAACAAACACAACUAACAUCUUUGAAUGCUUUUGAUUUAUUUUAGCAUUCAAAGUGACCAAAAAGUGCAUGUUUUGUAAUAUUACCUAGCCUAAAAUUGUUAAUUCUUUAUUUAAAUAUCUAGCAUUCUCAUUUUUAUUCACAUUUGGCAUUAAAAGUCAGUUUAUGAAUGCACAGUAGAAGAAUGUCAAAUUAAUUUACACUAGGGGGUGCUGUAAUGCAUAUCCUGAAAACUGUAUCUGUGACGUCUUAGUACACUAAAGUACACUAAAACCAACUCAUAAUCUGCAUGCUAAAUAUUAAAUCAACCCUUUAGAGUGACUGUACUCUGAUCUCCACGCAUAGGUCUUCAACUGCUUCAUUAGAGAUCAAAAUGAUUUCAACUUCAAUCAAAUUAGCAUCUCUAAUUAGUUAUUAGUCAUAUCUCUUGCCUGUACAUCAGAGAAGGAAAAUGCAAGUCAAGGACGUGCCCCUCAAACACAACUAGCAGCAAGCAGGAUAACCCUUCCCUUACCGUCUGCAGAGAUGAGCUCUCAGACACACAAUUACUUCUUUCACCUUUGCCUGGGAUAAAAGAGAAGUUACACGCUAGGUCUUUUUUGAAGACAAAUCCAGUGUGUGUAAUAAAAAGAGCUUUGCAAUGGCUGAUAAACAGAGACAGGCCUCUGUUGAACUGUUGAAUAUGUAGCCAGAAGGGCAUGGAAGAUCCGAUUUGGACACCAGCUUCUUAAAUUCAUCCUUCAAGAGCUUAAAUAACUAUUUCAGAGUGUAUGGGAUAAUAUUUUCCAUUUAAAAACUGAGUUGAAGGGUGAGAAAGUUCUUCUGAGGCCAGAAACCCAGUGUGUCUUCCAAUAAAUGUUUCUGAUUCAGAAAAACAAGUUUUUAAAGGGACAGUUCACCCAAAAAAAAAUGUGUCACCCUGUCAUUAUUUACUCACCCUCAUAUUGUUCCAAACAUUUAUGACUAUCUUUCCUCUGUGGAAUAUAAAAGGAGAUGUUAGACAGUAUGCCUCAGUCACCAUUCUUUUUUUUACAUCUCUUUUACAGUAGUGUUCCACAGAUGGAAAAAGCCAUAGGGGUUUUGAAUGGUUAAUAAUUUAUUUUUGAGGGAACUAUCUCUUUAAUUGUAACAGUAAAAGUGUCUUUUUUAAAUCACAAACAGCCAUAUUGGUAUAAUAAUAAUAAACUGUCUAUUUUUAGCCAAUGUUCAGUAAAAGUUCAUUUUUAGAUUUUUCCAAAAAUACUUUGACCACCAUAAAACUGUCUUUACAAUUGUGCUUUUGUGAGCUUAGGCAACAUAACAAUGACUACUAGAGGCAGCCUCUGUCACCCCAAAUGAAUGAACCCUUCCCAUAUUUAGCUUUACGAUAUGUUGUACACUAAAAUUAGGGGAGUGAACAGUUCACAACAGUUGGUUUUUGAGAACAUAUAGAAGGCAAUGUUGUCUAGUGAGUCUCAUCCAGAGACAGGCCCCUGGGUCAUUUAGAAACCACACAAAACAAGCAGUAUUUGUCUGUGACCCCCUCAAGCAGAAGUGACAGAUGGGGGAAGUCAUGGAUUGGUCACUUCACGCAAACAGAAGUGGGCGGACCCAUUGAAUUAGUGAUAUAGGGAAAAGACACUGGCCCUGCAGUGAUCAAAUCCGUCAGAUCAGUAAUCUAAUGGCUCUCUGUUUGUGGUGAUUACUGCGACCUGAAAUAAAAGGAAAGGCCUUGCCCUCGUACUAAUUAGGUCAUAUAGUUUCUCCUGGCUAGCUUUUAAAGACUGGACAGGGACCGGAGAGAACAGUCACUCUGAAUCCACUCUACAGUCUGGGAUCUUACCUACCUAGUGCUCCUAAACAGGACAGCAAGUGGACGUAUAGGGAUUGAGAAUGCCACAUUUAACUGACUGUAGUUUCUACAAGAUGAGAGACGCAGCUCGAGUUUCCAAUGUUCAAAGCCAUCUGGAGAACUCCAAGUACCAUCUCCACCAGACCCAGCAAGUCAAACAGUACCUAACUUUGGGCAGCAAGCUUGCUAGCCAGGCCCACCAGGUUGCCCACCCUCACCCGGGCCAAGCCAUAGGCACCGUGCCCGUCAUGCGCAACGGACACAUGCCGCCUGUGAGCGACAGCAGCAUGCCAGGAAGCCCUGUCACCCUGCUCACAUUGACCAAUCACGACAGCGAGUUUCCAAUGGAUGAAGUUAUUGAUGAUCUUAUUAGCCUUGAAUCUGGGUUCAAAGAUGGGGGUUUGGAUUGUAUGGAGCCAGGCAUCAUGAUGCAAAAUAAUGUGUCCCUGAACAACAGCAUGCUGGAUGUGUACGGUGGAAACCAAGGUAUGACUGCCUUUCAAGGUGGACUGACACCCCUCUUAUGCCCCACAAAGCUCUCAGUUAAAAGGGAAGUCACAGAACAAGAUACCAGAGUCAUGGCCAAAGAAAGACAGAAAAAAGACAAUCACAAUCUAAUUGAAAGACGAAGGCGAUACAACAUCAACUACAGGAUCAAAGAGCUCGGAAUGCUGAUACCCAAAUCAAAUGACCCUGAUAUGCGCUGGAACAAAGGGACAAUCCUCAAGGCCUCGGUGGAAUAUAUUAAGUGGCUACAGAAAGAGCAGCAACACGCCUGCGAUCUGGAGAGCCGACAGAAGAAACUAGAGCAGGCCAACAGAAGACUUCUGCUACGAAUCCAGGAACUGGAAAUGCAAGCUCGCGCUCAUGGUUUACCAAACAUGGCUCCUUCUAGGGGAGCUGUGGAACUUUCAUCUCACCUCCAAAAACAGCAACAGCAACAACAACAACAACAGCAGCAGCACCAGACCCAAAUCCCAGCGGUGCCUCCAAUCACCCAGGGGCCCCUGCAAGCUGUUCAACCACCUCUCUACCCUCAAGAGGACAUAAGUAGCCCGGAAUACAUCCAGAGAACACCCUUGCCGACAGCUAUGGAUGCUGGGAACACUGGAGAACAGACUGAUGGCUCCACAAACUUCUCUGAUCCUCUCUCCCACUUCACCGACUUCUUCGGCACCUCCUUGAAAGAAGAACAUCGACUGGAAGAGAUCCUCAUGGAUGACCCUCUCUCGCCUUUCGGAACUGACCCGCUUCUCUCUGCCGGAUCGCCCACAGCAUCCAAAGGAAGCAGCGGGAGCAGUUUUAGCUCAGAGGAAGCAGAUGAGCUUUGACUGUCUGGACGCCAACUUGAGGCCUCAACAUGAGCCUUCAUAUCUGUAACACUGUGUAACUGACCUCCCAUUUUCCUUUGGACUACAAAGACGGCAAGAAACCAGGCCUGUCUUGCGCCAAUGUUGAGUCAGACACAUCAAAAAAGGGAGACUGACUGAUCUACUGACAUUGAUCUACUGUAUAAAGGACUGCCUUUUUGGCAAUAACACUGGCUACAUAUACCAAAUGGAUUAUCAAAUGUAUAUUUCUGAAACUUAAUGGCAUUGUUUAUAUGGACCAGUUUUAAAGGAGUUAGGGAAAGAUCUUUUUGUGCCUUUUCCAAAGCUAGCUAACUUUAUUACCACUGAAACCCUAAAGCAAUGCAAAUGUAAAUAUACUAGGAAAAAAAACCUAACAUGUCUUUCUAUGUUUUAUACAUAAUGUAUUUUUCCAAAAGCAUACCUGUUCAUGUAUUUAUGUUUUAAUCCUUGUAUUCUUUAAAAAAAGAAAUUUCUUAAUCUAACAUGUUACUUUUAUAAUUAUAUAACUCUAGGGGUGUGGGACAACACAAUAAACCCCCUUUUUAAUAAAAAGAAAAAAAAAUGUAUUUAU
Myxocyprinus asiaticus (Chinese sucker) is the source of this 4003-nucleotide messenger RNA. Its product is annotated as transcription factor EC-like. Gene Ontology annotation, cellular component: nucleus. The record is from RefSeq and is a predicted model, not a curated record. Bases 2122 to 3411 code for a protein of 429 amino acids. Gene Ontology annotation, molecular function: DNA-binding transcription factor activity, RNA polymerase II-specific; protein dimerization activity; RNA polymerase II cis-regulatory region sequence-specific DNA binding. Gene Ontology annotation, biological process: regulation of transcription by RNA polymerase II. The transcript has 9 exons. Lineage: Eukaryota; Metazoa; Chordata; Actinopteri; Cypriniformes; Catostomidae.